GUUAUCGAUUUUAUUAUAUCAAAUGUGGGUAGUUGAUUUCAUGCUGGGUAGUUGUAAUAAAAUGAAAUUAUACAUUAUUCUAUUGACAAUCUGCUGCGUUGUUUUCGGACAUACUAAUGAUCGUCUCUUAAGACGACGCAAGAGAGGUGCGGAGGGUGCGGCGGGCGCCCUUGACAUCGUCACGAACAACGCUCAGCCUAUACACGCCGAGGUCAAACGGGAAAAUGCCGAGGUCGCCGAAAAGGUAACACCACCAAAGGAAGUGGUCUUCGAAACAAAAUCAUUACGAAAGUCAACACCGUUAACUACUAAAUUAGAUCUAAUUCGUGGCAUCAGCAGAAUAAUUACAUUAUCUGUUCUCGCGUUAUCUGCUAUAUUUGAGUUUUUCCCUUUCCUACGACAAGCUUACGAUGCUGUUAUUGAAAUUAUGUAUAACAUAUGA
This is a messenger RNA of Papilio xuthus (Asian swallowtail), 442 nucleotides long. RefSeq lists its product as uncharacterized. The transcript is spliced from 3 exons. The record is from RefSeq and is a predicted model, not a curated record. The coding region runs from base 23 to 442 and encodes 139 amino acids. NCBI's taxonomy places the organism in Eukaryota, Metazoa, Arthropoda, Insecta, Lepidoptera, Papilionidae.